Messenger RNA from Aedes aegypti (yellow fever mosquito), 5011 nucleotides. RefSeq names its product probable multidrug resistance-associated protein lethal(2)03659. Gene Ontology annotation, biological process: transmembrane transport. The transcript is spliced from 13 exons. Bases 356 to 4822 code for a protein of 1488 amino acids. Gene Ontology annotation, cellular component: membrane. Lineage: Eukaryota; Metazoa; Arthropoda; Insecta; Diptera; Culicidae. Gene Ontology annotation, molecular function: ATP binding; ABC-type transporter activity; ATP hydrolysis activity. The record is from RefSeq and is a predicted model, not a curated record.
AUCGAUCAUCGCACGAAGAGGCAGCAGGAGAGCACACGCGGUUCAGUUGCCUUUAAUGAUUGGCGUGGUUUUCGCGUAUUUUUCGGAUUCGGAAGACGGAUGAUUUUUAUCUGCUUCGCGCGGAGACAUUUGACUUUUGAGUGAACCAAAAGGAAAAAGUGAGCCGGUUCAUCGGCGGAAAAGUCUUAUCGGUUCUGUUUGUUGACAACACAUUGUCGGGAGAAAUUCGUCAGGAGGUUUGCAUUACGAGGAACCGAGAAGCGUAUCAGACAGAAAUCCAAGACAAAACCGGUGCACAGCGCUGCCAGAUGAGAGAAGUGGGCGAUGCUGCUGAGGCCACACCGUAGUCCACACAAUGAACCCCACUCAGUACGGUAAGGAUCCCGUCAGCAUCCACGAGCUGCGGCGGGACGAGAAUCCGGUGGGACGGGCCAAUCUCUUCUCGCGGUUCACCUUCUGGUGGUUGAGGGACCUGUUCCAAACCGGACUGGAACGACCCAUUGAUGAGUCCGAUAUCUACGAACCGCUUUCGGGGCAUGAAAGCGAACAGCUGACCUAUCGGUUCGAGGACUGCUGGAAGCGGGAGCUGAAACGGGAUAAGCCGAGCUUUCUGGCCGUUAUUCGGGUGAUUUACGGAUGGACCAUUCUGUCGAAGGGAUUCCUGUACACUUCGGUGGAUUCGUUCUCGAGGAUCUUCCAGCCGCUGUGUCUUGGAGGGUUGGUUUCGUACUUUGCUCCGGGGCAGACCACCAUCGGCAAGGAGGAGGCGUACGGCUAUGCGGGUGGAAUUGUGCUUUGUUCGCUGCUGCCGGUGAUGAUCUUUCACCACUACAUUCUGUACAUAUUUCAAAUCGGGAUGAAGAUACGAGUGGCGUGCUGCUCGCUGCUGUACAAGAAGGCCCUGCGCAUCACGAAGGCGGCCGGUACGGAUGGCCUCACCGGACAGGUGAUUAAUCUGAUGUCCAACGACGUGGCCAAGUUUGACACGGCCGUCGGCUUCGUGCAGGACAUCUGGAAGGGCCCCAUCGAACUGCUGGUGCUCGGCUUCUUCAUCUACCGGGAGAUUGGCUUCGCCGGCCUGAUUGGCAUCGCAUUCCUGCUGAGCUUCAUUCCGCUGCAAGCAUGGGUCGGUAAAAAGGCCGCCUCGUACCGGUUGAAGACGGCCACCCGCACGGAUCGGCGGGUCCGCUUCAUGAACGAAAUCAUCCAGGGCAUCCAGGUGAUCAAGAUGUACGCGUGGGAGCCGAGCUUCGGCCGCAUGGUGGACCAAAUCCGGCGCCGGGAGAUCCGCGGUAUCCGGGGCACGCUCUUUAUCCGAGCCGGGCUGCUGUCAUUCAAUCUGGUCUCCCGGCUGUCCAUCUUCCUCAGUCUGGUCGGAUAUUGCUACUUCGGGAAUGUGUUCACCGCCAAGAAGGUCUUCAUCGUCACUUCGUACUUCAAUCUGCUGUACAGUUCGAUGUUGCACUUUUGGCCCCUGGCGCUGACUUCCGUCGCCGAAGGGUUGAUCUCGAUACGGCGCAUUGAGGAGUUUUUGCUGCUGCCGGAGCGGAAGAUGGCCGUCGGGAUGUUGCCGGAUAAGGCGGCCGCUAAUGGCCACUCGACGACCACCACCGCCGAAGGAGACGAGAGCGAAAUUAAACUAAUGGAAAACGUGAAAAUGACUAACGGCGGCGAGGGAGAUGGCGGCGGAACAGUGGAAAAGGUUUCGCCAAUGACUGCGGUCCCGAAGGUUCGCAGCAAACGGUUCGUGAAUAAAAAAGGUUUCACCCGGAGGGGGAUUUUUAUGCGCAAUGGGACCGCCAGUUGGAACAAGGAUGCCGGCGAGGGCGAGUCGGAAGUGACGGGAAUCCGCGACAUUACUCUGACCGUCGAAAAGGGCAGCCUUUGUGCCGUAGUCGGCCUAGUAGGAAGUGGCAAAUCAACCCUGCUCCAGGUCAUCCUAGGCGAACUGGAGCUGGACGAGGGCCGACUGGAGAUCAGCGGUGACAUCAGCUACGCCCCCCAAGAGCCAUGGCUCUUCGAGGGUUCGGUCAAGAACAACAUCGUGUUCAUCGAAGACUACAGCGAAAAGCGCUACCGAGAGGUGGUCAAGGUUUGCGCCCUGGAACGGGACUUCCAACUGCUUCCGCUGGGUGACGAAACGAUUGUUGGCGAACGGGGCAUCAGCCUGAGCGGAGGGCAACGAGCCCGGAUCAGCUUGGCCCGGGCAAUCUACCGGAAGGCGGAAAUCUACCUGUUGGAUGAUCCGCUUUCCGCCGUCGACACCCACGUGGGAAAGCACAUCUUCGAGCAGUGCAUAAAGGAGUACUUGAAAGACAAAGUUUGCGUGUUGGUAACGCACCAGCUCCAGUAUCUGAAGGACGUCGAGCACAUUGUCCUGAUGGAGGGGGGCGUGGCGCUGGCCCAGGGUGCCUAUCGCACCCUGGAGGAAGCCAACACGUAUCCCAUGCUGGCCGCGCUGGUUCACGAGCAGGAGGUCCAAGAGCAGCAGGAGAAGGACCAGUUGCCGCCGGUGGAAGACAUUCUGGACAAUGACGGUCUGGAUGGAGUAGGGCCUUUGUCGACUGGCACCGGGACGGGAUCGGCGACGACUCCGGGCAGUGAUGGCGAGUCCCCGAUCACGCCCGUCGGUUCGGUCGUCAGCGCGGCCGUCGCCAUGGCAAGGUACCGCAAGAAUUCGACCACCAGUCCCAUCGUGAUGCCGCCAGCUCAUCGAAUGGCCCAUUCACACCAAUCGCUCUAUCAGCCGUCGCCCUUCUCGUCCUGCAGCAUGGUUUUCGACGGGUUUGACGAUGGAUUCGACGACGGCACUCCAACCGGAUACGGCCGGAAGAAGAGGCGUCAAACUUCACCCACGGUGUCGUCGAGUACCACGGGGACCACUGCCACUGAGGCCGCGGCCCCCAAUGGCGGUGAUGCCGCUGCCGGUGUCAACAGGGAAGCUCAAAUUGCCGGCACGAUUGGCUUUUCCGUGUACAAGAGCUACUUCAAAGCCGUGGAAAGUGCGCUGCUGCUGUUGACGGUUGCGGUUCUGUUCCUGUUGGCCCAGAGCACCAUGAGCGGUAUCGAUUACUUCAUCUCCCAGUGGGUCAACCAGGAGGAAUUCCUGAGCCAGAACGCCACCGCAGUGAUAACCAACGCCACCGAACCCGUCCGCUCCAAGCUGGAGGGAACCAUCUUUGCCGAGCUCAGCCGGGAGCAGUAUCUGCUAAUCUACUCCGGUGCGAUGGGAGUGAUGCUCUGUCUGUCGCUCAACCGGUCGUUUUCGUUUUUCUACCUCUGCCUGAGGGCUUCGAUCCGGCUACACGACCAACUGUUCCGCGGCAUCACCCGAGCCACCAUGUACUUCUUCAACACCAACCCAUCCGGGCGGAUUUUGAAUCGCUUUUCGCGAGAUAUCGGCUGUAUCGACAUCUUCUUGCCGUCUGCCAUGAUGGAUUGCAUACUGUUUUUCGUGGAAUUCACCGCCAUCAUCAGUUUGGUGGCCAUCGUCAACUACUGGUUGCUGCUGCCAACGGCCGUCAUGGGAGUGCUGUUCUACGGCCUUCGCCAUAUCUACACCAACACGGCACGCAGUAUCAAACGGGUGGAAGCGCUGACCCGCAGUCCAAUUUUCUCGCACGCCAAUGCCUCCUUCCAGGGGCUGACGACGAUUCGGGCCUUCGGGGCGGAGAAAAUCCUUGCCUACGAGUUCGAUAAGCAUCAGGAUCUUAACACCUCGGCGUGGUAUCUGUUUCUGGCGACGACGAGAGCCUUCGCCCUGUGGCUGGAGCUGGUUUGCGUGCUGUACAUUGCCGUGGUCACUUUUAGCUUCCUGAUGAUGGAGAAUACGAUGAGCGGCAACGUCGGCCUGGCCAUCACCCAGGUGUUCAACCUGAUCUUCAUGUGCCAGUGGGGCAUGCGUCAAACAGCAGAACUAGAAAACCAGAUGACCUCGGUGGAGCGCGUGGUCGAAUACGCCGAGGUCGAACCCGAACCCCCACUAGAAACGGUCGAUCCGCAGAAGAAACCGGCCGCCGAUUGGCCUUCUACGGGAGCGAUCAAGUUCGAGUACUUCUGCCUGCGGUAUUCUCCGGGCAGUGAGCUGGUCCUGAAGGACCUGAAUUUGGCGAUCGAAGCCAAGGAGAAGGUGGGUAUCGUUGGCCGGACCGGAGCGGGUAAGUCGUCGAUCAUCCAAGCGCUGUUCCGACUGGCGGUCAACGAGGGGCUGAUCAAGAUCGAUGACGUGGAUAUUGGAGGCCUGGGGCUGCACGAUCUGCGGAAGAAGAUUUCGAUCAUCCCGCAGGAUCCGAUUCUGUUCUCCGGGAAGGUGCGGGACAAUUUGGAUCCGUUUGAACAGCACUCGGACGAGGAGAUAUGGCGAUCGUUGGAACUGGUCGAACUGAAGAAAGUCGUUAAGCAGAUGGACGGAGGACUCGAUGCGAAGAUGUCCGAUGGAGGAGCGAACUUCAGUAUGGGCCAGCGACAACUGGUUUGCUUGGCGAGGGCCAUCCUGAGGAACAACAAGAUCCUGAUCUUGGACGAAGCCACUGCCAACGUUGAUCCAGAAACCGACAAACUGGUUCAGCGCACCAUUCGGGACCAAUUCGACGAAUGUACGGUGCUGACGAUCGCUCACCGGCUGCACACGGUCAUGGACAGCGAUCGGGUGCUGGUGAUGGAUGCCGGAAAGGCGGUGGAGUUCGGUCAUCCGCACGAGCUGCUCAAGCAACCGAAGGGUUUCCUGCGAAAGCUGGUCAACCAGACGGGUGACGCGACGGCAGCUCAGCUGGUGGGCAUUGCCGAGAGAAAUUUCAAAAGACGCUGUGAGGCAAAAAGUUGAAGCGGUCGCGGGCGGAAGUGGUGAAUCUCCGGAGGUGACAAUAACGUUUUACGGUGUGUGAAACUCGUCGUGAAAGUAAUACGUAUAGAUGUAAGAACUAGACUUCUAAAGUGUGCAACGUACAAAGGUAAGAAUUCGAUUCCAUGCGUUUUGUAUCAGUUAUAAGGCAUUAAAGCAGGUAAUUUUCAA